Exaiptasia diaphana is the source of this 3035-nucleotide messenger RNA. RefSeq names its product cyclin-dependent kinase-like 5. The transcript has 22 exons. The coding region runs from base 311 to 2854 and encodes 847 amino acids. Gene Ontology annotation, molecular function: MAP kinase activity; ATP binding. NCBI's taxonomy places the organism in Eukaryota, Metazoa, Cnidaria, Anthozoa, Actiniaria, Aiptasiidae. The record is from RefSeq and is a predicted model, not a curated record. Gene Ontology annotation, biological process: intracellular signal transduction; protein phosphorylation. Gene Ontology annotation, cellular component: nucleus; cytoplasm.
AUCAAGACAGCAAACAAGUUGUGAUGGAAACUAAACGAACUGAAUUUUCAUAAUUAUUUCACUCACCUCUGACAGCGCACCAACGUAUCUACAUCUGUUGUCAUGUAAASCUAAAGUAAUCUUAUCAACUGCUCAAUUUAUCUAAAGUGAAUGGGUAAUCUCACAUUUGYCAUGGUAGUUUGAGUAUCAUUUGAAGAUUAUGUUGUGUCGUACUAGCAAGCCGUGUUGGCACGGGAAAACUGUGUGUGAAGAACUCAAACAAGGUCGAAUAGAGCUGACUUGAAAAUUUUAAAGACUUCAUACCUAAUCAAUGAAUAAGUACGAAGUUCUUGGAGUUGUAGGCGAAGGAGCCUAUGGAGUUGUUAUGAAAUGUCGACARAAGGAAACAAGUGAAAUUGUUGCAAUCAAAAAAUUCAAAGAUAGUGAAGAUAARGAUGAUGUAAAAAGGACAACUCUCAGAGAACUUAAAGUUCUGCGCAUGCUGAAACAAGAAAAUAUUGUAGAAUUAAGGGAAGCAUUUAGGAGAAGAGGAAAACUGUAUCUAGUCUUUGAAUAUGUGGACAAGAACAUGUUAGAAGUCCUUGAAGAAAUGCCUAAUGGUGUUCCCAAUGGAAAAGUCAGGGAUUACAUUUUCCAAUUAAUAAAAGCAAUUAAAUGGUGCCACCAAAACGAUGUCAUACACAGAGAUAUCAAGCCAGAAAACCUGCUGAUUAGCAAAAAUAACAUCUUAAAACUUUGUGACUUUGGUUUUGCUAGAGCCAUGGCUACCACUGGAAGUGCACAACUAACUGAUUAUGUAGCUACAAGAUGGUACAGAUCACCUGAGCUUUUGUUAGGUGCCCCUUAUGGUAAACCAGUGGAUAUAUGGGCAAUAGGCUGUAUUCUUGGAGAAUUAAGUGAUGGACAACCCGUCUUUCCUGGUGAAAGUGAAAUAGAUCAGCUAUAUACUAUUCAGAAGGUCUUGGGACCAUUACCUCCAGAUCAAAUGGACAUGUUUCAUGCCAACCCAAGGUUUGCUGGUCUAAAGUUUCCAGCUGUGGCAUAUCCACAGACUCUAAACCGCAAGUAUAUGGGAAUCAUCAGUGGUCCUUUACUCAAUUUCAUGCAGGCAACAUUACAGUUGGACCCUGUGGAAAGAUUUACAGUAGAGGACUGCUUCAACCAUGCAGCAUUUCAAAAAGAAAGAGAAGAAUAUGAACAAAAAUUAAAAGACAACCCUUUGCUUGUUUCUCGUGGUCAUCCCAAGUCCAAGUCAAGCCACAAAAGUAGCAAACACAGAGAAAGUCAAGAUUUAAAACACUUAAAAACACACAAUGUUAAACAGCAAGAAUUYUCAAAUAAUGUGRCAUUUACUACACCUGAUGGUGAUAGAGAUUCAGCUCAUAAAAAAGCAGUUGAUUCGGAGAGAAAUAAAARCAAGAUGCAAACAACAGACACUUCAGAUGAACCAAAAAAAGAACUUGAUGACAGUGAGAAUGAUCACAAUGCAUUCAAUGUAGAAUCAACAAAAGAAAUAGACUCUAAAGAUAAUGAAAGUCACCUGGAAACAGGAAAUACAAGACAUUUAGUCACUAAUAAUCAUUUUGAUUAUAAUGAUAUGAAGACGGAAGGAAGUGAUGUUAAAGGUGGUGUUGAAGCUAGCACUCAUUCAAAGCAUAUCAAGACAGGUUCAACACCCUAUAGUCAUUUUGUUGCUGCUAACUACAACUUUUUUCCUGGUUCACUUCAACAAGCAAAGGCAACGUAUGGAGUCCCAAGCAAUACUUCAUCAGUUGUUGCUGAAGAAAUUCGCAAGACAAAAUCUGUCAUAAUGAAUAAGAAGAAAGACUUUGAUGUAUCCAUCAAGCCAAAACAGUCCAUUCCGCAGGGCUCGCUUAGAAAUGAGCUUGUUGAUCAACAUUACUUCAAGCAAAAAGACACUAAAGGUCCUGUAUUACAAUACGAGAAACGUGGCUCAAAAUCUAAUCAAGCAACAGACUCCAAUGCAAAUACCAUCCCCCAGUCUUCCUUCCCAGUGAAUUAUGGUCUAGGCAUUGAAAGAAGAGGCUCCACAUCUGAUGUAACUUCAUCCAAUCUUGAUCAGGGGGGACACUUGAUAGGACAAAAUACCUACCCCCUCCCUGGACAGGUGUCCAAACAYAGAACAGUAUUAGAAUCCCAAAGUAGAAAAGUUGAAAAUAUCAUGAGUGAAGAAAGAGCAAAUUACCUACAAGAAAAGAAAGAACGCAAAAAAAAGAAAAAGAAAUCACAGCUUUAUAACAGUCAACAAGGACAGUGGAAACAAAGAUCGGAGUCCUCAACUGAUCACACUAAAGUACAAGAAAGAGGGAAUAGGYCGUCUUCUGAUGUACAGCCACUUGACAGCCGCGCUCACAAACAGCUCACAAGACUCGAUAAYGCGCAGGAUAAGGCCAGUCUACCGUCCUAUGCGUCUUCGCAACCGUCAUCUUCUUUGAAGCCUUUGGCUGAUCUACGUCUACAACCAUUACAACACAAGAAUACAUCACAGCUUCCSAACUCCUACUCUUCAAUGUCACACUCUAAACCGCGAUCACCAGAGACUUUAAGUCCAACCCCGCAGUGGAUGGGGUCUUUUCCAUCUCACAAACACUCCGUUUCGGAACCCAUUACCAGUAUACACGAGAGAGCUGUAAGUCCAAAUGCCGAACUCCUCGCUCCGUUGCCGAAGAAGUCGUCGCAUCCACCUUCGGAAGUCGAUGAGCGUUCGGUUGAUGAUCGUGAACAUCGAACGCAUGGACUGUUAAAGCCUUUGAAUUCGAAUAAAAACAUAUCCAGUAUUCCUUCGGGCAAAGGACUGCCUGAUUUAAACGAUUUAAAAGAGACGCCAUUAUAACAUUGUAGCUGAAAUAUUUUAAAUAUUGCAAAAAUAAUCUUUUGGCCAUAUUGAAUUCUUUUACCAAUAAGAUUCUCAAAUUUCAGCACAGGUUUUAUUGCAAGGUGUACAUAUUAAUUUAUGUAAUAAUGUAUUCAAGUUUGCCUGUUUUCGUAUUAAAUUAUCGACUUUUGCCUGUUGU